AUGUUUAAUAUGUUUGAAAGAAAAAUUGUUGCUGAACAAACGGGAAAUACCCUUUUUAAAAAUGCUAUUGGAGAAAUAGAAACCGAUUUAAAUAAUGUAAAUUUACAAAGUAAAGCUCAUGAAAUUUUAGAAGAAAAUUGGAAGCAAGAGUUUGAGAAUAAAUUCAAGAAUAACCCAUAUUAUAGUUACCAUUUUCCGAAUGACGAUAUCAUUAAGAAAAAACCAUUAGUCAAAUUAAUUACAGACUAUAGAAAACACCACGGGAUGAUAACGAUUCAGGAAGCAAGAACUAUUGCCAUUAAAGAAAUUAAUGAUUGUUUAAAUGGUCAAGACUCAAUGGAACUAAAUUAUCUUAGUCCAAUAGUGGAAAUUACAAAUAACGAAUUAGAAAGAAGUAAUCAAACUUGGGAGAAACAAAUUGAACAAGCUACCAAUAUAAACGAAAUUGACCAAAUUAAAGAUCGAGUAAUAGCCAAUAUUAAUAAAAUAGGUUUCAGUAAAAGAAAACAACUUCAAAUAAUGGAUUAUUCUUACGGAGAUUUAAUAAAACGAAGGCAAUGCUUUACGUAUGAUGACAUUUAUUACGUUAAAUUUAUAACUAGUAAUCAAAUAGUCCUUUCGUCUUUCUUGUUUAUCCCGCUUCCCAUAAAAUUAUGGAGAUAUUUUAGAGUCUUGAAAGAAGUCCUAUAA
Molecule: messenger RNA, 690 nt
Organism: Rhizophagus irregularis DAOM 181602=DAOM 197198
Lineage: Eukaryota; Fungi; Glomeromycota; Glomeromycetes; Glomerales; Glomeraceae
Source: RefSeq, a predicted model, not a curated record